Messenger RNA from Suncus etruscus (white-toothed pygmy shrew), 1290 nucleotides. Its product is annotated as interferon-inducible GTPase 5-like. Gene Ontology annotation, molecular function: GTP binding; GTPase activity. Gene Ontology annotation, cellular component: membrane. The transcript is spliced from 3 exons. The coding region runs from base 1 to 1290 and encodes 429 amino acids. Lineage: Eukaryota; Metazoa; Chordata; Mammalia; Eulipotyphla; Soricidae. The record is from RefSeq and is a predicted model, not a curated record.
AUGGCCUCUGCCUGCCCCUCACCACAGCCAGGCCACAACCUUCCUCAAAAGGAACAGGGAGAACUUGGAGAUACGCAGGGGCCAGGCCCCAGGUCAUCAAGUCCUGAGCACAGUAACCCGGGGGUCAAGCAGUCCCCAGACAGCACCCUGGAUCUAUCCAGCUUCAGCACAUCCAAGCUGCUGGAGCUUUCGAGGAGUACCAGGGCCCUGACAGAGGCCUUCGAGGCGGGUUCCCUGCCUGCAGUGGCCGCCCGGCUCCAGGCCACCCUCCAGUCCCUGGAGAACGCCCAGCUGAACAUCGGCAUUACCGGGGUGCCAGGCUCAGGCAAGUCAACCUUGGUCAAUGCCCUCCGAGGCCUGGGAGACGAAGAAGCCAACUCGGCCGCCACGGGUGUGGUGGAGAUGAAGACGGGGCCCACGGCGUACCUACACCCCAAGUAUCCCAAUGUGGUCAUCUGGGACCUGCCGGGCAUCGGCCCGACCAUCCUUCAGGUCCACAGGUCCCUCCAGCAGCUGCUGCGACAGCCCUAUGACCUCCUCCUCAUCCUCUCGGCGGGCCGCUUCCCCAACAGCCUGGCCCAGCUGGCCUGCCGGCUCGACCAGCAGGGGGCACACUUCUGCCUCAUCCGCUCCAAGGUGGACGUGGAUGUGGCCGCUGCCUGCAGCCGCCGGCCCAGCACCUUCUCUGAGGAGGCUGUGCUCGGCCAGAUCCGGGACGACUGUGCCAAGCAGCUGGAGGGUGAGGGCUUGAAGGGCCCACGAGUCUUCCUCUUGUCCACAUUCAACUUGAAGAAGUAUGACUUCCAGCAGCUGCAGGAGGCCAUGGUGCAGGGGCUGGCGAGCCACAAGCGGCGUGCUCUCCUGGUGGCCAUGCCUAACGUCUCCAAGAACAUUCUUGAAAAGAAGGCCGCAGCGCUGUGCCAGCACAUCUGGCUGGUGGCCCUGGUGGCCUGCAGCAUCAACCAGAGCCCUGUGCCAGGAGUCAAAGACGUGGCGUGUGACCUUGCCAUGCUCACCCGCUGCCUGCAAGGCUACCGCCGCUGCCUGGGCCUGGACACGGGCUUGCAGGGGGAGGCCAAGGACACCAUCAACCAGGCGCAGGUGGUGGAGCUGCUGCGAAGGGCUGUGGAGGAGGCCUCUGCCUUCACGCACGAGCUCCUCCGGGUGCCCGUCCUGGGCAACCUCACCACCCAGGGCAUCUCCUUUGGUGCCAUCUACCAGAUGCUGCGCAGGUCCCUAGAUAUGGCUGUCAAAGAGGCACAGGACAUGCUGGUUGGGCCUGACUGCUGA